Ictalurus furcatus (blue catfish) is the source of this 2800-nucleotide messenger RNA. RefSeq names its product chromosome 5 C1orf174 homolog (gene c5h1orf174). The coding region runs from base 512 to 946 and encodes 144 amino acids. The transcript is spliced from 2 exons. The record is from RefSeq and is a predicted model, not a curated record. NCBI's taxonomy places the organism in Eukaryota, Metazoa, Chordata, Actinopteri, Siluriformes, Ictaluridae.
UCAUGAACGACCCAUCACUGAUAGUGAGUUGAGUGAACCUGUUCUCCUAACUCCUCUAUGAGUGGCUGUGAUGUGAGCUGGAGAGCCGUAUCGAGUUCAGGACAGUAACAUCUGCUCAAAAAGUCCAUGCCAUUUUUAUUUUUAAUUACAGUCGCUAAUGGGGUAUAAAGUCGCGAUAAAGUCUCUAAGUUGGCAACACUGAGAAAAUAGUGUACUGUCUCUUUAAAGUGUCUCGGUAUGAAAAGUUCGUGCUAGGUCAGCGUCAGAGCCGAGCAGCCGAGCAGCCUGCCCCCGCCUCCAGUCCCCCUCCCCAGUGUUUCCGCCCGAGCAGCGCCGAGUGACACGAGUUCCUACCAUGUAAACACUCCUCAAACCUUUCUGAUCAUUAUUUACCGAGCAGCAGCCGUGGCUGAAAAGGAGAAGAAUAAAGAGAAGCAGCGUUGCGCGGGUUAAGUGUAGCGGAGGGAGACUGAAAAUUAGGGCUGUAUUUAUCACACUGCAGCAGCAGCAGAUGGCCGGCGACAGCGGGGAGAGGAAACGGCUGCCGAAGAGACCGUCACCCGGCCACAGAGCGGAGAAAGCGAGCGGCAGUAUAACCGAGCCGGACAGGGUUCAGGCCAGACUCGUGAGCUGUGCAGAUCGCGGUGGGCGUAAAGAGCGGAGAGGGAAAGAAAACAGCGCGGGGAAAGCGAGCGCGUCGGCAGCGCGGCCAAACCCGGAGAGGAUGGAGGAGGCGGAGUGCUGCGGAUCCACCGACAGGGCAGACCCCGGCCUUUUCUUCGACGAGGACAGCAACCAAAUUUUCCCAGUAGAGCAGUUCUUCGGAAACCUGGAUGCAGUUCAGGACAUUUCACACAAAUCUACCGGCACGGAGGGAAUGAGCAGACGAGAGUACAGGAGGCGCCAUUACUAUGCCAAAGAGGACAGUGACGAGGAGCAGACAUAACACAUGCGCAGGCUAUGUUUAAAACUCUGACGCAUCCAUUGUAUGUACAUUUAUUGAAAAUUUCUACAAUCAUUUGUAAUAAAGGCAGAAUCUUUCUGUAUAGAAAUAAGUUUCCAAAAGGACACUUGUGUGGGUUUAUCUAAUGUUAAAAAAAAAAGCUAUAGUUUUGGAGUUGUAAAGAAUUUUCUUUUGUAAGCAGCUCUGUAUGUGGGCGGAGUUUUAACUAAUUUAAUGUAACUUUUAAAAAAAGAUUUUUUUUUAAAAUUUUUUUUUUUAAAGGAUUUUACUAUUUCUAUAUGAAAUUUGCCUGUUUUUUCACCCACUCUCAGUUCUACCAGCAUCCCGAGUGCACAACAGAUUACUAUCAGUACGAUCUCAUUUCAGGGAUUAUCGUCAUAACAGUUGUAAUCACAGUGAAGAAUGUUUUUGAGACUUAAACCAGCUUUAGUUUAUAAACUUUCAGUGUUGCAGCUACAAAAAUACAGUGACUUGAGGCCUUGAUAAAGAGCAUAUUAAAAGUACAUUAGCAGAGCAUGAAACAGUGCCUCAGGCUUCUUUUAUAAAAAGUAACUAAAAGUAAUUUUGAUUGUAAGGAGGUGUGUUGGUAAAGUGUGAGUAGCAUUGAUUGAAAAUUAAGAUGUUACAAUUAUGAAAACGUACAGGAGUACUUGGGAGUGAAGUCAGAGAUGAAGCUUUAUGUAAGUUGAAUUUGCAUGGCACACAGAAGCACAGUCGUGCUGCAGGAAGAGAAAGGUAGCUCAGAAGGUAAUCUAUAUAUAAUUGAAUAAAAUAAAAUGAAGUACAUUGAAGAUGAACAGCUUGAAGAAAGCCUGGGUCCUUUGAACAUGGCUACACACAGAUGCACGCACCCACACACAUGCACACGAGCAUUGCCGGCUUGGCUCAAACCUGAGCUCUGGUUACUCUCUGUGUGGAGUGGAUUUCCACCUCUUAAUUGCCCCUGGGUGUAAAUGAGUGUAUGAAUGUGUGUGUGUGUGUGUGUGUUGCCCAGUAGUGGACUGGUGUCCUGGCCAGGGUGUGUCCCUGCUUCAUCCCAGUCUUCCUAGUAUAGGCUCCAGAUCCAGCAUGACCCUGACCAGGAUAAAGCACUUACUGAAGACUAGUUUUAUCAUGUGCAGGUGUAAACAUGUUCAUAACUUCCCUUGCCAAGAAAGACCAUUUUAGGCUACAACAAUUAUCCAUCCAUACAUCCAUCUUCUAUACCGCUUGUCCUUUUCAGGGUCACGGGGAACCUGUAGCCUAUCCCAGGAAGCAUCGGGCACAAGGCAGGGUACACCCUGGACGGGCUGCCAAUCCAUCACAGGGCACAAUCACACAUACGAUUCACACACCCAUUCAUACACUACGGACACUUUGGACAUGCCAAUCAGCCUACCAUGCAUGUCUUUGGACUGGGGGAGGAAACCGGAGUACCCGGAGGGAACCCCCGCAGCACGGGGAGAACAUGCAAACUCUGCACACACAGCGGUGGGAAUCGAACCCCCGACCCUGGCGAACGUGCUAACCACUAAGCCACUGUGCGCCCGCUACAACAAUUAUGUUUUGGUAUAUGUAAUUCAUUAGCAUACCUGUACAUAAAAUAGCUUUGCAUAAUAAUAUGAAGCACUUAAGUUAGGAACAUAAUUGGUAGCUCCAGUCUUUUUAUAGACAGACUGUGAUGUGAUGAGACAAACUUAACGUGGACAGGAGGUUCGUUUUACACGUCAUGUGAUGUCCGUUAAGUGCCUUAGUCAGGAAAAAUCAUUGUGUAAACUUUUGUAAAGACUGAAUAUUGUUGUUUGUUCUUAAAUACCAGUUUGAUGGGUUUUUUUCUGUCUGUAAGUGUAAUAUUUA